CCCCCCAACCCCACCCCACCCAUGGCCGCCGCCACCGCCGCCGCCCCGACCACCACGCCCUCCUCCCGCCUUCUCCUCCACCCCCGCGCCGCCGCCACGCCAUCCCCCACCUACCACCACCUCCUCAGGCGCCACGCCACCCCCUCGCCCCUCCCGCUGCGCCACCGCGCCGCACCGGUGCGCGCCUGGCCUGACAGCGUCACGCCCUUCAACUUCGGCGACGACGACGAUGGCGGCGACGACCACCCGCGCGAGGAGUGCGGCGUCUUCGGCGUCGUCGGCGACCCGGAGGCCUCAUCCCUCUGCUACCUGGGCCUGCAGAAGCUGCAGCACCGCGGGGAGGAGGGCGCCGGCAUCUGCGCCGCCGGGGACGACGGCGAGCUCAAGUCCGUCACGGGCCUCGGCCUCGUGGGCGACGUCUUCCGCGACAAGUCCCGCCUCGAGAGCCUCCCGGGCCAGGCCGCCAUCGGCCACGUCCGCUACUCCACCUCCGGGCCCGGGGGGCCCAACCUCAAGAACGUGCAGCCCUUCCUCGCCGGCUACCGCUUCGGGCAGCUCGCCGUCGCGCACAACGGGAACCUCGUCAACUACACGGCCCUGCGCACCAAGCUCGAGACGCAGGGCUCCAUCUUCAACAACUCGUCCGACACGGAGGUCAUCCUGCACCUCAUCGCCACCUCGCUCUCGCGCCCGCUGCUCGCGCGGAUCUGCGACGCCUGCGAGCGCCUCGCCGGCGCAUACUCGCUGCUCUUCCUCACCGCCGACAAGCUCUUCGCCGUGCGCGACCCCUUCGGCUUCCGCCCGCUCGUCAUGGGCCGCCGCCCCAACGGCGCCGUCGUCUUCUCCUCCGAGACCUGCGCGCUCGACCUCAUCGACGCCGUCUACGACCGCGAGGUGGCGCCCGGGGAGGUGAUCGUCGUCGACCGCAGGGACAUGUCCGUCUCCUCGGCCUGCCUCGUCCCGCACCGCCCGCGCAAGUCGUGCGUCUUCGAGCACAUCUACUUCGCCCUGCCCAACUCCAUCGUCUUCGGCCACGCCGUCCACGAGCGCCGCACAGCCUACGGCCGCGCGCUCGCCGAGGAGUCGCCCGCACCCACCGCCGACGUCGUCAUCCCUGUCCCUGAUUCCGGAUUCUACGCCGCGCUCGGCUUCGCGCAGGCGUCGGGGCUCGAGUUCCAGCAGGGCCUCAUCCGGUCCCACUACACCGGCCGCAGCUUCAUCCAGCCCACGCAGGCCAUCCGCGACCUCGCCGUCAAGCUCAAGCUCGCGCCCGUGCGCGGCGUCAUCGAGGGCAAGAGCGUGGUCGUCGUCGACGACUCGAUCGUGCGCGGCACCACCUCCAGCAAGAUCGUGCGCCUGCUCCGCGACGCCGGAGCGCGCGAGGUGCACAUGCGCAUCUCCAGUCCCCCGGUCGUCGGCCGGUGCCACUACGGCAUCGACACGCCCAGUGAGGGCGAGCUGAUAUCGAACAAGUUGGACAUUGAGGGCGUGCGCAAGAUGAUCGGAUGCGACUCGCUCGGAUUCCUCUCCAUCGACAAGCUGCACAGCAUCUACGGCGAAGAGGCCAAUGAGCUCUGCGACGCAUGCUUUACGCGCAACUACCCGGUGCCGCUCCCUGAGCCGGUGCCGGAGCUAGUGUCGUCUUUCGAAGACUGACAGGCUGAAGUCGCUCUAUUAUGCUCUGCAUCCUUUACAAUACUAGGAUUUUUAGCUUAAUUGUGGGCAUGGCGAAUUGUGUGGUGGCAAAUGCAUUCAUCAUCUGAAUUUUUGCAGGUCUUAUUAAGUUUGUGUCAGUGAGCGAUAGUUUUUCGUGGCCCCUCAA
Messenger RNA from Lolium perenne, 1822 nucleotides. Its product is annotated as amidophosphoribosyltransferase, chloroplastic. The record is from RefSeq and is a predicted model, not a curated record. Lineage: Eukaryota; Viridiplantae; Streptophyta; Magnoliopsida; Poales; Poaceae. Gene Ontology annotation, biological process: purine nucleobase biosynthetic process. Gene Ontology annotation, molecular function: amidophosphoribosyltransferase activity.